Octopus bimaculoides (California two-spot octopus) is the source of this 2775-nucleotide messenger RNA. RefSeq names its product putative peptidase C1-like protein F26E4.3. Lineage: Eukaryota; Metazoa; Mollusca; Cephalopoda; Octopoda; Octopodidae. Gene Ontology annotation, molecular function: cysteine-type peptidase activity. The record is from RefSeq and is a predicted model, not a curated record. Gene Ontology annotation, biological process: proteolysis.
UGUAGGUAGGAAAAGGAUGAGAGAAAGAAUAGAGAAAGAGUGGGAGGUAAGUUUUCAUAAACGAGAUGUGAAUAAGUCGUGAUAGCAGAUGGAACUUGUGUACACAUCUGUGGUGGUGUGUUGCAGCCGGUAGACAAAGCUACCUGACAAUCUAGAUACUAUAAAAGAACGUGUAAACGAAGUAGGAGGAAACCACGGGGCGUUUUGCCAAUACCCCUCAGCAGUUCUGAAGAGGGUGAAAUACUCCAAGAAGUUUAGCAUAUCCAUCAUUUUCUCUACCUCCAUCUCUCAUUACUAAACUUCUAAACUAAGAGGAGAAAGGAAAAAACAAUCACCGAACGAGAUAAUUGAAAGAACUACAGGGCAAAAAUGUCUGCCGGUUUUGUAUUCAGGUGUCUCGCCAUGUUCCUGCUUCUCGUGCUUGUAUUGAACCCAUUUGGAUGUGAUUCGUUACCUCGUCAACCGGAUUGGUCAGAUGAGGACCUGGCAAGAAAAUGGUGUCAAAUUCGUCGAGGGGAGCAGUGUUGUCGUGGACGAAAUGACGAGUGUACUGUGCCCAUGCAUGGCACUUUAUGCUACUGUGAUGAUUUCUGUAAUUCGACGGCUUUGGACUGCUGUCCAGAUUUCUGGUCAUUCUGCAUGGGCACUCGACCUCCUUGGGGAUAUUUUACUACCACUACCACCACCACACCGCGCACCGAUAUUCCGGACGAGCCUGGAUCAGGUGACAUCAAUCAAUGCUACAAGAAUGGUCGGUUUUACGAUGUUGGAGAGUCCGUCAAAGACAACUGCAACGAAUGUAUCUGCCAAGAUGAUCAUCCAUUCUCCGACCAUGUCUCAUGGUCAUGCACCAGUCAUGUCUGCUUGAUGCGGCGAGAUAUGGUUGAAACCGUCAACUAUGGUCAAUAUGGAUGGAAGGCCAGCAACUAUUCUUUCCUACAUGGUCUUACAUUGGCUGACGGAAUCAAAUACAGAUUGGGAACUUUCCAGCCCAGCAACCAAGUUUUCAGCAUGUCAGCGUUGAAAUCUCACCACGAAGAUAGUCUUCCAGAAUCAUUCGACUCGAGACAAAGAUGGCCAGGUCUCAUAUCUGACAUCAGGGACCAAGGUGACUGUGGUUCUUCUUGGGCCGUCUCUACUGCAGCUAUCGCUUCCGACAGACUUGCCAUUGGAUCCAACGGAAGACUAGUCCAAACAAUAUCCCCUCAACACCUACUUUCUUGCGUCGGAGGAUCAAAUAACAGCUGCGAAGGAGGCAACAUUGACCAGGCAUGGGGUUUCUUGCGAAGAUACGGUGGUGUCACGGAAGAUUGUUAUCCAUACCAAGCAAGGACAGAUCAAUGUACCAUUCCAAAACAAACCUCUCCUGAUAUAUGCCCAAGUGGUAGAGUCUUCAAAGAACACAUGAAAUUUAAGAUGACACCGCCAUAUCGUAUCCGAAAUGAUGAACACACGAUUAAGAAACAGAUUUAUGAAAAUGGACCAGUACAAGCUAUAUUCAAUGUGAAAGAAGACUUCUUUGUCUAUAGAUCCGGUGUCUAUCGUCAUGUCAACACGGUUUCAAACCUACCUCAAUCCUAUCAUCAAACUGGCUCUCACUCGAUUAGAAUAAUUGGAUGGGGUGUUGACUAUUCCAAUGGAUUCCGAACAAAAUACUGGCUCUGUGCCAAUUCUUGGGGACCCAACUGGGGAGAAAAAGGUUACUUCCGUAUUCUUCGAGGCGAAAAUGAAUGUAAUAUCGAGUCCUUCGUGAUUAGUGCUUGGCCCCACCUUCCACAAAGAAUUCAUCGUUAUCAGCUUGUACGUAAACGAAGAUCACUUGACGAAAAUACAGUAAAAGAAAUUCUUUUUGGAACGAGAAACAAGUAAAAAUGGUAAAAAUCGUUUCUACAGCACUGUUUACACUAGGAAACACUUCGAAAGGCUUUUUUUUUUUUUAAACAGAAAACCAAAGAAACACAAACCAUAACAUGACUCAUCCAUUGACGAGUUACCAUUCCCCUGCCCCACGGAACUGGAUUUCUUUGUAAUAUUUUAAGUUGACUCUUUCUAUCCCCUCUAUCUAUCUACAUGGUUAUCGCUUUUUAACUUUCACACUCAUUCUUUACGACCUUUUUUUCUGAGAAGCAUGGGGUGAGUUAGAUAAAUAUAACAUAAAAUCUUGAUUUUAUACAUACAUAUAUAUAUAUAUAUAUAUAUAUAUAUAUAUAUAUAUAUAUAUAUAUAUAUAUUGCAUAAUCGUUCAAGCUGAAGAUACAUAACGUCGAUGUUUUUCAUACUGAUCGAUCAUUCAGGUGACUAUAUACAUACAUAAAUUGUAUAUUUGUUUGAAGAAGCUGAAGAUAUACAACGUGGCUAUGUUUUUCGCCCUGCGCGAUCCUUCAGGUGACGAUUUACAUACAUACACACAUAUAUAUAUAUAUAUACAUGUAUAUAUAUAUAUAUAUAUAUACAUAUAUAUAUAUACAUAUAUAUAUAUAUAUAUAUAUAAAUAUGUGUAAGAAAAAGUUCUGAGGCGCAUUUUUAACUAAAACUGAGUGUUCCUAACAGUGAAACUGUUUCUAAAUGAAAUGACUGUACGUCAAACGUGCGUCACGUGUGUUUAUAUGAAGAAUUCUACAUAAUUGAUAUAAUGCAGACGGUUUAAUAAAUAAGAACAAAAAAUGGAAUAGUAAAAUUAGGGUGAAGAAAAAAUAUAAACAGUGCUACUACUCAAUAAAAAAAAAAUAGCCAAAAGUUUUUUCAAUGAAAUAAAUGAAUAUUUCAAAUAAUAAA